Molecule: messenger RNA, 1254 nt
Organism: Colletotrichum higginsianum IMI 349063
Lineage: Eukaryota; Fungi; Ascomycota; Sordariomycetes; Glomerellales; Glomerellaceae
Product: U1 small nuclear ribonucleoprotein
Exons: 4
Coding region: 1-1254 (417 amino acids)
Biological process (GO): mRNA splicing, via spliceosome
Cellular component (GO): U1 snRNP; U2-type prespliceosome; precatalytic spliceosome
Molecular function (GO): U1 snRNA binding; mRNA binding
Source: RefSeq, a predicted model, not a curated record
AUGACGGAUAAGCUCCCUCCCAACCUGCUGGCGCUUUUCGCGCCGCGCCCUCCUCUUCGAUGGGUUGCGCCUCCCGACCAUGCGCCCGAGUCUCGACGAACCUUGCCGGUCUCGGGCGUCGCCGAGUUCCUCCCCGCGCUCCAGCAUUACAAGGAAACGGAUGAUUACAAGCCGACGGAGUCCUGGUUGCAGAUGCGCGACCGCAAGAAGCUUGAGAAGCAAGCUGCCGUCGAGAGCCUCAAGACAGAGGGGCCAAAGAACUUUAAACCGCACGAAGACCCGAACAUCCGUGGCGACGCCUUCAAGACGCUGAUCGUUGCGCGACUCUCGUACGAGGCCAACGAGCAGGACCUCGAGAGGGAGUUUGGUCGUUUCGGCCCCAUUGAGCGUAUUCGCAUCAUCACUGACACUCAUGCACAUGAGAAGCCCAGAAAGAAGAAGAAGCCCCACCGUGGCUAUGCCUUCGUUGUAUUUGAACGAGAGAAAGACAUGCGAGCUGCUCUAGAUGCCUGCGAUGGCAUUCGAAUUAAGGACCGACGUAUCAAGGUAGACGUUGAGCGAGGCCGUACCGUCAAGGGCUGGGUCCCCCGCAGAUUUGGCGGUGGUCUUGGCGGAAGAGGUUACACCAAGGCACUUCCAGCCAGGCCUAUGGGCGGCGGACCUGGUGGCAACUUUGGCGGCGGUGGCGGCUUCCGAGGAGGUUUCCGUGGCGGCUUCGAGGGAGGACGUGGUGGCCGCGGAGGCUUCAGAGGAGGAGGCUUCGGUGGCCGUGGAGGUUUCCGUGGUGGCGGCGACUUUGCCCCCCGUGGUGGCGAUCGCGGCCCAAACGGAUAUGGUGCACCCAGAGAUGCGCCAUCAGGGCCUGGUCGCGGAUUCGGAGGCGACCGUGGUGACCGAGGCGACCGCAGCUUUUCCGGCGGUGGGUAUGACCGUGGUGGUGGCCGCUCAUUUGACGACAGAUCUGGCGGCGCUGGCGACCGCGGCGACCGCGGCGGCGGUUACCGUGAUGGAGGUCGCUUCGGCGACCGUAGUGAUCGGGACCGCGACGGUGGCCGGAGAACUGGAAGCAACAUGGAGCCGAUCAGACCCAGAGGCGAAGGUGGGUAUCGCGGUGACCGAGGCGACAGAGAAGACCGGGAUCGCGGCGGCCGCGACAGAGACAGGGACUACGACCGACCUCGCGACGACGAUAGCAGGAAACGUGGCUACGAAGGCGGCGGCUACGAGGACCCCAGGAAGUUGCGCCGUUAUUGA